GCGACGUCGUCCUCGUUGCUGCUCUUCGCGUUAGUGCUGUUGCCGGAAGUAAAGAUGGUGGCCUUUACCGCCGAGGCGGACCUGGUUACGGGAUGGUGUCUCUUCGGCCUCGCUUUGCUGGUCAUCCUGGUGUUUUGCUGGGUUUAUGUCCGCAAAUACCAGAGUAGGCGGGAAAGUGAAGUAAUUUCCACCAUAACAUCUAUUUUUGCUUUGGCAAUUGCACUUAUUACAUCAGCUCUCCUACCUGUCGACAUUUUUCUAGUUUCUUACGUGAAGAAUCAAAAUGGAACCUUUAAGGACUGGGCUGAUGCCAAUGUUACAAGACAAAUUGAAGACACCAUAUUAUAUGCGUAUUACACCCUUUACUCCAUCAUAUUAUUCUGUGUAUUUUUAUGGAUUCCCUUUGUCUACUUCUACUAUGAGGAGAAAGAUGAAGAUGAUGGCAAUACAUGUUCACAGGUUAAAACUGCAUUCAAGUAUACACUAGGAUUCCUCCUGGUUUGUACAGUUCUUCUAAUGAUCGGAGCUUUUGUUCCACUGGAUAUUCCUAACAAGAAAAAUUCAACAGAGUGGGAGAAAAUAAAACUUUUGUUUGAAGAACUUGGAAGCAGCCAUGGUUUAGCUGCCCUCUCCUUCUCUAUAAGUUCUUUGACCCUUAUUGGAAUGGUGGCAGCUAUUACCUAUACGGUAAGCAACAGGCUUUUUGUCUUAUCUCCAUUUAAGGCUGGCUGUAUUUUUCAACACUUUGAAUUCUGUCAUAUGUUAAUGCAGGAUCAAAUCCAGUGUUCUUGAAGUUAAGGGAUAACAGGUGAUUUAAGUUGCAAAUCUGUAAUGCUUCCCUGAAUACCGUAUUUUACCUUUUCUCAGCUUUAGGUCAACAAGUAAAGUGAGGCUUAAUGGGAUGAUAUAGUUGAUUCUUUAAAAGAGAAGAUCUAGAUUAAGAAUGAUGAAUUUUUGGCCCUUUUGAUGUUGUUGAAUUACACUUCCCAUAAUGCUUGUUCUUUCUGGUAUCUGCUUUUGGAAUUGAAGACAACAUUUGAAUGGGUUCCACACUGAUUCUAGACUCCAAUAUUUGUUUUGCAAUGCUAAAUGUUUUUUUUCUUUUUAAACUAUAUGCAGGACUUGUAAGAAAAUAAGGAUAAAUCAGUAACAGCUUUUACUAUAUAAGCAGAAGCUGUGCAACAAAAUUUUCUUAUCUACCUUCAGGUGCCCAGAUUUGUUUGGAAAAUCUUUAAUCUGCAGAGCAGAUUUUAAGGAUAUGAGAAAGGCUGCAGUGGGGAAGGGAAUGAUGCUUUCCCUGUUUUGGUGAGAAAAGCACUUACAGCAGCAGCAGGAUUGUGCUUAUUUUGCAGAGGGUACUUGACAGUAUAAAUUAGGACCAGGGAAUCCACGUGACUGAUGUAUUGAUGAACCAAAUUUUUAAUGAGAAAGUAGUUUCUUUGCAACAUUUAAAUACCAAACAGUUGCUUUUGAAAUUUUAGAUAGUAAGGCAAUAUGGAUUUGUCCAAAAGUAUAUACAUUUCAUGAAUCUGGUUAGUUUAUUUAGUUGCCUUGAAGUGGUAGUAUACUAUUAUUACAUGUCCUCAAAAUUUAGUAUCCAGGGAGUGAAGGAUAUUAAAAUGAAUAGUGCAGUUGUGAUGUAUCAUCCUGACUCAACAUUACAGUCAGCAAAAGUUUGGUGCCAUCUCUUAAGUCGAUGUGUCAAAGCUGAGGAUACAAAAUGGAAUCACUGUUAUAGAUCUUUGUAUCCUUAGUACUGAACUUCUCAGCAUGUUGGCUAAAAUGUUUCCCUGGUUUAAAAGCUUUUGCCUUAAGAAACUCUGUUUCAUUAAAAUAUUUUUAAAUUCCAGUAUAAAGAUUGUAUUCUAUUAUUAAUUUAUUUAGAAAAGAGCAAUUCAUUUUUAUAUUAGUCCCUUUAGCCUACAGCAGAUAUUUUGGGAGUUACUUCCUAAAGAAUACUGGUAAGUGAUAAUUAUGGUCUUCCCUACUUGUAUUAUAGAAAUAAGUAAACAACAACUUACAGAACUUGGGUAAGUAUUUCUAAGAUUGUGUGCCGGAGAUGGCCUUGAAGGGAAUAUUUAGAAGCUGUGAUAGAAACAAAGGCAAAAGCAUUCCUCAAGGCAUGGGAAAGGAAAUAGUAUUAGGAAGAGGCUUAGGCAGUCUCUUUCCUGACUCAAUGGGGUAUAAGAAGGAGAGAACAUUAAACACAAGCAGACUUGGCAAUAUUCUGUUACUAUAGCCUAACUCAAUAAAGUUUAGUUCUAGUCUUUCUAUGGAAUUGGUUUCCUGAUGUGGUCUACUUCAUAGGGCUGACAGCUUCACAUACUUCAGUGUAUUUCUUAAAUACAUUCACUUAAAUACACUCAGAGUGUGUUUCUUUAAAAAUGUUGAAGUUUUUUUUCCCUCUUAGAAUAUUCACCAGUUGAGCAAAUAGGAAAGCUCCAGUAAGCUGAAAAAGAUCUGCCACUUGUGAGUGUACAUUUGGACUUUCUGGUGAGAAGUUUGUAAUUACGGAGAGGUUAACCAGUUUAGAGAAUGUUUAUCAAGGGCUCCCCAUACAGUGAGUGUUGGGGGGUGUUCCUCAACCCCAGGGCCUGGGAGGUGCCCAAGGGAUUCACUGUUAGGGGGUUGAUCAUUAUAGGCCCGAGCUGAUUAUAGUAGUAUCUGGGGGAGUGGUCAGGAGUAG
Python bivittatus (Burmese python) is the source of this 2686-nucleotide messenger RNA. Lineage: Eukaryota; Metazoa; Chordata; Lepidosauria; Squamata; Pythonidae. The record is from RefSeq and is a predicted model, not a curated record.